Molecule: messenger RNA, 5582 nt
Organism: Sphaerodactylus townsendi
Lineage: Eukaryota; Metazoa; Chordata; Lepidosauria; Squamata; Sphaerodactylidae
Gene: OSBPL10
Product: oxysterol binding protein like 10
Exons: 12
Coding region: 234-2594 (786 amino acids)
Cellular component (GO): membrane; intracellular membrane-bounded organelle; cytosol
Molecular function (GO): cholesterol binding
Source: RefSeq, a predicted model, not a curated record
AGAGGCCGCGCUUGGAGAGGGGUCGGGGCGGGUCUCUCCCCGUCCGGGCACAAAGCUCCGGCGCCGCCUCUACCCCCUCCCACCCAGCAGCAGGCGGCGGCGGCGGGUCCCUCGCCUGGCCGUGCCUUCAUCUCCCCGCUCGCCCCGCGUAUGAGUCGGGCAUUGGCCAGCCGGCCGGCGGCCCCCCUCUGCAGCCGAGGCCGGAGCGGCUCCAGUCCCUCCCCGCGUGCUCCAUGGAGAAGGCAGCGGCCGCGGCGACGGCGCAGGGCGGCCCCGAAGGAGCGGCGGCAGCCCCGGGCGGAGGCAGUAACAGCAGCAGCCGCAGCAGCAGCCGCCCCACUUCGGCCGGCUCCUCGCCUUGCUCCUCGGCCGGCCGGGGGCUGUCGGGCCGCCAGGCAGCAGCGGCAGGGGGUGCUGCUGGAAGGCCGGAUGGAGGCAGCAGCAGCAGCCCCAGUUCAGCAGCGGCCAGUCCGGGUGCGGGCGGCGGAGGGAGCCUGACGCCCAUCCGGAGGUCGGAAUCGGUGCUGGAGGGGGCCCUGAGCAAAUACACCAACCUGCUGCAGGGCUGGCAGAGCAGGUACUUCAUGCUGGAUUAUGAGACUGGAAUUCUACAGUAUUUCGUGAAUGAACAAAGUAAAACCCAGAAGCCACGAGGGCUGCUGUCCUUAGCUGGAGCUGUAGUUUCUCUCAGUGAUGAAGCUCCAAACAUGUUGGUGGUAUACUCUGCUAAUGGAGAAAUGUAUAAGCUGAGAGCUGGUGAUGCGAGAGAGAGACAGUAUUGGGUGACUCAGCUCCGAUCCUGUGCCAAGUAUCAUACAGAAGGCAAUUCAAAGAGCUCCUCAUCUUCUCGAGUGAAAGGCUUGUCUUUGUUUCCUCACGGAGUGGCCAACUCCACCUUUCCUGGUUCCCAGAAAAAUCUCAAUCAGAGUGGGCAGCCAGUUGUCACAAUUACACAUCACAAAUCUCCCGCAGCGGCCCGAAAAGCCAAGGCACAGCGUCCUGCCCAUCUCCAUGAAGUCAGAGAGAUGAUGAGCCAAGUGGAAGGACAGCAGAAGAACCUUGUGCAAGCCAUUGAAUCCCUCCCAGGUUCUGGUCCUCUUUCUGCCUUGGAUCAAGACUUGCUGCUUCUAAAAGCUACCUCUGCUGCCACCCUCAGCUGCCUUGGAGAAUGCCUGCAGUUGCUACAACAGGGCAUACACCAAGUGAGCCACCACAGUAGUAGCAGGUCAUUGACUUCAGAAAGCCUACUAGGAUGGCAUGGGCCAAAGUCUCAUUCCACUGAACCACUAAAAAAUGGUGCCCUUAAUUCUUUGACAUCUGCCAGUGCCAGUCUUACCUGGGCAGUAGUACCAACUUCAACACAAGAUGGAGAAGAUGUGCAGUUGGCUACAGAGCAUUCAACUUGCGAAUCAAUUCUGCUUGAAGAUGAGGUAACAGAUACCGAAGAUAAUAUGGAAGAUGAUUUAGGAGUUAUGGAUGAUCAGCGGAGCAUAAUUCUUCAUCUCAUCUCACAACUCAAACUUGGAAUGGACCUAACUAAAGUAGUCCUUCCAACAUUUAUUCUGGAGAAGAGGUCCCUGUUGGAGAUGUAUGCAAACUUCUUGGCUCACCCAGACCUGUUUCUGUCGAUUGAAACAGGGACCACACCCGAGGACAGGAUCAUUAACUUUGUGGAGUAUUACUUAACAGCCUUUCAUGAAGGCCGCAAAGGAGCUGUUGCCAAGAAACCCUACAACCCAAUCAUUGGAGAAACUUUUCAUUGCUCUUGGGAUGUGCCUAAAGACAAAGUGAAACAAUCCAAAACUAAUAGUGCCUCAGCAACUCCCAAGGACCAGAUCAAGGGGGUUGGUCAGGAUCCGUCCGCGUGCUACAAGCUGAGGUUUGUAGCUGAACAAGUAUCCCAUCACCCACCAGUAUCUUGCUUUUACUGCGAAUGCAAGGAGAAGAAGGUGUGUGCGAAUGUUCAUGUGUGGACCAAAAGCAAGUUCAUGGGAAUGUCUAUAGGUGUUUCUAUGGUAGGUGAAGGUGUUCUCUAUCUACUGGAACAUGGGGAAGAAUAUGUAUUUACGCUACCUAGUGCCUAUGCGCGCUCUAUACUUACCAUUCCUUGGGUGGAGCUUGGAGGUAAAGUCAACAUUCACUGUGCCAAGAGUGGCUACUCGGCUACUGUCACAUUCCAUACCAAGCCUUUUUAUGGAGGAAAAGUACACAGGGUCACAGCAGAGGUGAAGCAUAAUCCCACCAACACUAUUGUCUGUAAGGCACAAGGAGAGUGGAAUGGCACACUAGAAUUUACAUACAGCAGCGGAGAAACCAAAAUAAUUGACACUACUAAGCUACCCGUUAUUCGCAAGAAGAUUAGACCAAUAGCUAAACAAGGUCCGUUUGAAUCAAGGCAUCUGUGGCAAGACGUCACCAUUGCCCUGAAAGAAGGCAAGAUUGGUGUAGCGACAGAACAUAAGCAACUCCUUGAAGAGAGGCAGAGAGCUGAGGAGAGACAACGAGCAGUUAACAGUACCCCAUGGAAACCAAAAUAUUUUAUCAAAGAGGGUGAUGGAUGGCUAUACUUUGAUCCCCUCUGGAAGACCCAUUGAUAAAGCCUGGACUCAUGCAAAGCCUGUUUCCUAGAGGCAUUAAACAGAUGCACUAUUUACAUUUCAGGUGUGAUUAAGUCUUGCUACAAAUUAAAAACUGUGUACUGUGAAUAAUGCAAUUCCAAACAGCUAAAAACUCAAGUUUACUGAGGAACCAUUAUCUGUGUAUCUAUAGACUUGCACACUUGCUGUGUAUUAUGUAAAAGCCUAUUUUACACACACACACACAAACAGAUAUACACACACACGUAUUAAGGACCUGAUCUUUCACAUUGUGGCCAAUGCAUACCACUUUGCUUACAGGAUCAGGUCCUGCAUUGGGAAUUAACACUUUUUAAAUUACUAAUUGACUUUUUCUAUUUUUCACAUUGCCAAAAAUGUUUUGCACUUAGAACCACUUGGCGCUGAUGGCCAUUUCAUGGUCAAACCCGUGACUUAAAUGACUUGACACAAGAAUGCUGAUUCUCCUGGGGUAUCUGUGUAAAAGCAUGUUUCUCCUUGCAACGCACUCUCAAGCACUUGUUUCCUGGAGUCUUGGAAGAAGAUGGAAAUAUCUUAAGCAGCCUUGUCCAAGUUCGUCCACUGUAUCCUGUUCUUCCAAAGCAGGUUUUGCAUACUCCUUUUGUUGCUAUUCGUUUGGUCCUUGGGCAUCAGUGUCUCCAGAUGGUGUCAGAGGAUGGAUGGGGCAGAGAUCUCUGAAACAGUCUGCUUUGCAGAUCAGUAAUUGCCCUUUUGAGCACAAAUUUAUUUUAUCUUUUUUUUUGGCAACACUAACCGGUUAGAUAUUUUUUCAUUUAUAGAGAGCAUAUAUAUUCCUAGACUCUUAAGAAAAUACAUCUAGCUGCUGUGACAGUCCUUCAUGGCAAAAGGGCUUUCAAGGGUGAGAGAAUCCUGCCCCAUACAUCAUCUUCAAAGCAUUAGUGCCUCCCCCAUCAUGAAGUGACCCCUGAGCAACAGAGUAGAUGGGUUUACAGACUGUCUUUUCUAAUGUUUUGUAAUACUCAGGUGGGACCCAAUCAGGUAUUCCGAAUUUUCUGUGGAACAGCAGGUAGAAGUUAAUCCUAGUUAUAGAGUGGCCCCAGUUGAUGGAUCAGGCAGGAAAACUGUAUGCACUGCAGCUGUUUUGUAUGUACACUUUCCUUAAUCCAGCCAAGGACAUGCAUGCCAAUGUUUAGCUGCACUGGGGCAAUAAGGGAUCCAUGUGUAUUUCUAACUUCUGAACGGUUCACAUUAGCUUAGCUGGCUUCAGGAAUUAGGCUGUGAUUCUGUAUGGAGUUUGGACAACAAUUGAACGAUUCAUACACAGGACCAAUACAUACAAGGAACCCUAUCAAGGGAAUUUUUAUGAACAGUACUGAUGUUUGGUUGUGCUUCAGUUCUGGCAUUACUUCAGUUAAUCUCUCUUAAAGGCAAAACAGCCCAGAUUUAAAUUAACGUCUUUGCGUAGAAUGUUCUCUGCUCAGUCUUAAAUUAUAUUUAUGGCAUCCAUUUAAAGCAAGCGAUCUAUUUAUUAGUCAUGCAGACCACUCUUUACAUUGUAUUGAUUAUUUCUGUGCCUUUUGUUAAAUCCCAGCUACUCAUAUGUUGUAUAUAAACAGGAAAGAUCUAGUUAAGUACACCUAGUAAUAUUAGCUUUUUUUUAAAAAAAAAACACCAUAGUUUCUGCUAAGGCAGCAGUUGAAACUGUAUGUAUCUCUUAUAAAGGAAUGUAUCACAUCAUGUUACCUUUUGAGUUAUCCUUUCAUUGUCUGCUUUUCACUGAAAGAUCAUCACAGCUGCCUCACGAUGCAGUGAUCAACCCACUCCUCAGCCACCUUAUUGUACACUUGCCUCAGCAUAUGAAAGCCAUUGUAUUUACAAGAGUUUUUGUCACAGUUUAUUUAACCUCUUUUAAAGGAAAUAAAACAUGUACAACCUCAGACGUAUAGAAAUCUUGCUUUGAAAGGAAAGCUAUACAGAUUAGGUUUCUCUCUCUUGGUUUUUAACUCCAGUACUACCGGCAAACCUCAUUUACCCAGCUUGUGUCUUGAGGCUUUGGGGAAUCAUAGCAGAAUCAUUUGAAAUUCAGACAGGUGUCACCAUUCAGCUUUCACAGUACCAUGCUUUGAUCAUUCACCAAAGAACUAGCUACAUUUCUCUUGAAUUAUUUUUGUCUUUAUGUUCCCUUUGACUGAAGUCCUAGAUUCUCCCCCUCUAAUUUGAUGUAAUGGUGACAAAUACUAUCAGUAAACAAGAGCAUUUGGAGGCCAAAGAUAAGAUUUGGAGAUCUGCUUACAUGUAAAUGAAGAGCUGAUUUGGAUUUAGGGCCCUGAUGCUGGAAGUUCUGGUGUUUACCUCUCUCCUCUUCCUCUACUUCCCAGGUAGGAAUUAUCCCCUGGAAUUGCCAUUAGAUGUGGUCAGAGGAGAAAAGUCAGGGGCAGCAGAUGUCUGGUACAUCACGUCUUAUUUUCUGCAUGGCCAUACUUCAUGGAGCUGGUUGCUUGCACUGAAAUUAAGGUGUUUCACAGUGUUUGCAGGAUCAGCCUUGUUAAUUAAUACUACCUUUAUGGGCACCUGAACCCUCAGGUGAAGUCUGCCAGGGUUUAUUUUCUAGGACAAACUGGCACAGAAUAAUGCUGAUCAAGAAAAAACAAAAUCCCAAAUUCCGUCCUAUUUAAAUACGGCUCCAUGCAUUUUGCAACUGAAACAUUAUGUUGGGGGUGUGAAGAAGCAACAUGCCUUAUUUGUAGUCUUCUGUUUGUCAUGCAACUGAAUACUUCCUUUGAGUGUACACUUUGGACUGUAAUGUAAAUUUUGAUGUACUUCCAGUUAACCUUUGUGCACAGCUGUAGGACCUAUGCAAAAAAUUUUCUUACAUAGAAUUGUUCAAAAAGUUUAUACUUAUUUGUUAAAACUGAAUUAUCGGGCAGUCACUUCUGAUUAGCCUUCCUUUCAUAUUUGAAUUAAAAUCACAAACUGGAGACACUCAAUAAAUUUUCUUUGAAUGUA